This is a messenger RNA of Durusdinium trenchii, 2850 nucleotides long. The record is from the annotation of a GenBank genome assembly. Lineage: Eukaryota; Dinophyceae; Suessiales; Symbiodiniaceae.
AUGGGUUCAGUGGCUGCCGAGGAGUACGUGAGGACGUCUCGUCAGGUAGUAUUCAAAAUCCAACGUGCUGUGAACAGAACUCUGGUUGAAGGGGGCCCUGAGGAUUUCUUCGAAGAUGAAUUGAUUGGGAAAUUUGGCAAGUUCGCAGAGGAUCACGGUGCUAAUCCGACCAGGAUUGCGAGGCGCCACAAAGUCUUGAGCAAUGUUUCUGGAAAGAACUGCCUGGGAGGUAUAUACCCCACGCUGGAAGUGGAAACCAAGGAUUUAGAUUUGGUGGAAGACUUCAUUGACGAGGGGCAAGAGGAGGCGGUUGCACGGUUUGCUCAAAUGGAAUCUUUUCAUUUGGCAAAAGAAUCAAAGUAUUUUGUCAUCGUGUCUCGAAGGGCAGGUUUGAAGCGGCUCCACAUGUCAGGCUGUCACGUCAAGCCCGGCCGGGCCCGCCGGCGCCGGGGCAAUGGUGGUGAUCCUGAUGCAGUGAAUAGGGAGUUUGUCUCCCAGAACAUGGAUUCCGACCUCCAAUUCAUUUUGGGUGAUUCUGUCAGUAUUGGGAACCAGGCCGCCAUCGCUAGGCGGUACGGAUCUUUGAGGAAGUUCUCAGCAUUGGGCGAUGAUCGUGCUUCGAUUCGGACCGCGUGCCUGCAUGAUUUCGCAAUCCCCCAGGACACACCCCAGGGUAGGGCUGAGACCGCCGCAGUAGUCUCCUCUUGGGAGAUUGCAAAGGAGUUCUUGGCGAAGGAAGUGGAGCUUCGUGCAGAGGCCAAGGUCCUGGGGCAACCUCGCAUUUUGCAGAUUCAUGAGAGGCAGGCCAUGUUGAAAGCAGUGGAGGCUGUUUAUGGGACUUUGGGUGACUCGGAAUGCCCUGCGCCUGAUUAUCUUUCACUCAAAGCUGAGGAAACUGAGGCGAACGAACCAACCGCCUCACCUUUGGACGAGAUCAUUAGCAAACAGGCCUCUUCGUUUUCGCAGCUUCAAUCCGCUGUUGAUUCGACCGGGCUCAUUCGUGUGACUCGCGCAAAAGGUAAAUCUAAGAUGCCGGUCAACGCGGAGGAAUAUCGUAAAGUGAUGAAAGUUGAAAUGUAUGCAUGGCUUUCCAUGGCUUCGAGGUGUAGGUCUAAGCAUUGGUUGCAUGGUUUGACUGCAGAACCGUUCACCAAGUUCGUUGAAUAUAUCCUUGGUGAGCGUGUAUUGAACAUCCAGAUUCCGACGACGUCGCCAGAGCAGCAACAGAGAGUCAAGCCUGAUUGGACAAUCGUCUUAGCCUAUGAGCACAAGUUGCGCCGUGAGGCCAUGAAGCUGGUAAUCAAUCAGGGUCAUACUUUAGCCGACGCCUUGCCUUCAGUCAUCCGUGAUGCUGAUCUCAAAGAAGCUUUCUUCGCGACACCUGUCCCAAGGCUUUUGAAACAGGCUGAAGUACUUGACCUGACUGGUGAGGACGACAUGGCUCCCCCAGAGCGCUCCGGUCGAUCAGCUUGUGAGGAUGAGGUUCUGGCAGUGCUUCGUCGUGAGUGGGCAGGGUUGCUACCGGAUCCGGAGGAUGCGUUGGUUGUGGAUCAGGGGUCUGCUCAGGUUUGCCCCCCGAAGGUCAAGCAUCGCAAGGUGGAUGAUUCAGACUUUUGCCCGAUUGCGCAAAACUAUGCAUCCGCAGACAUGUCAUCCUCGGAGCUUGAAACGAAGUUUAGGGAGGAGGAAGCCCUCGGCAGGAUGUUCCCUUCCAAAAUGGGCGUGCUUCGUGAGCAGUAUGGUGACAAGCUGAGGAUCGCAUCAAUGGCGGCCAUCAAGAAACCGGACGGGACAGACAAUUGGCUUCUCCAUAUGAUUUAUGUGGAUGACUUGCAUGGUGCAUUCAUAGGACAGCAUAAAUUUUGGCUCCUUUGGAUCUGGCUAUUGGCCUUCGAACUCGUGGGGGUUCCUUUUGGGUACCAUAAGUUCCACGGUGGCUUUGCCUCGGAGUUUGUUGGUUUCCACUUGAGAUACGACCUUGCAGAAGUUGGCAUUUCCGAGAAGAGGGGUCAAUGGUUGCUUGAAUGGAUUGCAAAAACUGCCGCCGAUCGCUUUGUCGUUGUGGCUAGGUCUUUCAUUGAGUUCCUUGGUCGUUUGGGGUUCGUCUCACAGCUGCUUGUCUGGCUGAAGCCGUGCUUGUCUCCUUUGUUUGCAUGGGCCGCCGUGGUGGCCCCGGGCACUGUGGGGAAGCUGCCUGACACUGUGAUUCUUACUUUAAAGUACAUCGACUUGGAAUUAAAGGGUGAGACCUUCUUGAUUUCUGUUAAGAGGCCCGUUGUGGUUUCGCGCGAGAUCUUCAGGACUGACGCAAAACGCACUGACGACUUGGUGGUCUUGGGGGGUUGGAAACUUGACACUAGGAGAUGGUUCUCAUUAAGGUCAACGCAGCGUGAUGUCCCGUUCUUUUUCCAGGAAGGGAAGGGGGCAAUGUGGGCAUCGACCUCGGCGGAGCUCUUAGCAUCUUUGGUUGCCCUCGGUGUGUUCGGUUGGAUCACGCAAGGGAAGCACCGCAAGUCGGUCCCUGUGGUGCUUGCAGCAGGCACAGAUAACCGUGCCAACGAUGUGUUAUCAACCAAGCGCACGACGACGAAAUGGCCCCUCAUGGCCAUAAACAUGCAACUCUCAUCUGCCAUCGCCAAGGCAAGACUUUCGUUAGACCUGAGAUGGAGAGCAAGGGAAGAGAACGAGGAGGCUGACAGCCUCACCAAUGAGGUCUUCGAUGCAUUUGACUUGAGCAAGCGAAUUCCAGUGUGUUUCUCGGAUAUCGACCUUUCCACGGUCUUCGCCCUUUGGGAGACAAAGCGGGAAUUCGAGGAGUUAAAGGAACGAGACUUCACCACCUUCGCGUAA